AUGGCAAAUGCAAAUGGUGAUGGAAAUUUAACUGUCAUAAAUGAAACUUGCGAAAAGACUAGGGCAAAAAAAGAUGGUGAAAUAAAACUGCUUGAUCCAGCUGUCGAAAAUGGUGGUUGUGAUGAUCAGGAAGAAGAUGAAGUUGCUGAAACUGCCACAACAGAAACCAGCACAACAACUAAGAAAAAGAAAAACAGAAAGAAAAAAGCUGGAGGUGCGGCCAACAAAGUAGCUACCAGAGUGCAAACUGUACCUCCAACAAUUCCGAUUGCAGACCUCUUUCCUAAUGGUGGUCCUGAAGGAGAAAUAUUAGCCUACAAAUUGCCAGCAGACGACUCAAUGGCUAAAGAUAGGUACACGUCUGAGGAGGCACGUAGCAGGGAGAGAGUACACGAGGACAUGUAUAAAGAGAUAAGGAUAGCUGCAGAAGUGCACAGGCAGACAAGAAAGUAUGUCAGAGAUCACAUCAUCAGACCUGGGGUCAAGUUGAUUGACCUUUGUGAAACUCUCGAGAAUACUGCAAGAAAGUUGAUUAAAGAGAAUGGUUUAGAAGCAGGCCUGGCAUUUCCAACCGGUGUGUCCCUGAACCACUGCGCUGCCCACUACACCCCAAACAAUGGUGAUGACACCGUGCUUUCCUAUGAUGACGUCAUGAAGGUUGAUUUUGGUACCCACAUACGUGGCAGGAUUGUGGAUUGUGCUUUCACUGUGGCUUGCAAUCCAAAAUUCGAUAACCUGUUGAAAGCAGUAGAGGCAGCCACGAACACAGGAAUUAGGGAAUCAGGAAUUGAUGCUCGACUGUGUGAUGUCGGAGAGGCCAUCCAAGAAACAAUGGAAUCUUAUGAAUUGGAGCUGGAUGGCAAGGUCUUCCCAAUCAAAAGUAUCCGCAACCUGAAUGGCCACUCAGUCGGCAUCUACAGAGUUCACGGGGGCAAAACUGUACCCAUUGUGAAAGGAGGUGAAACAACCCGCAUGGAGGAGGGCGAGUUUUUUGCAAUUGAGACUUUUGGUAGUACGGGGAGAGGCGUGGUGCACGAUGACAUGGAGACCUCUCACUACAUGAAGAAUUUUGACAUCGGUCAUGUACCCAUCCGUAUGGCUAAGUCUAAGCAAUUGCUUGGGGUAAUUGAUCGAAAUUUUAGUACUCUGGCAUUCUGUCGUAGAUGGCUAGAUAGGUUGGACCAGUCAAAGUACCUCAUGGCCCUCAAGAAUCUGUGUGACCUUGGAAUAGUGGACCCCUACCCUCCACUGUGUGACAUCAAGGGUUGUUAUACGGCCCAGUUUGAGCACACCAUCCUUUUGAGGCCCACUUGUAAAGAAGUCAUUUCUAGAGGGGAUGAUUACUGA
Messenger RNA from Helobdella robusta, 1347 nucleotides. RefSeq lists its product as hypothetical. Gene Ontology annotation, molecular function: metalloaminopeptidase activity. The coding region runs from base 1 to 1347 and encodes 448 amino acids. The record is from RefSeq and is a predicted model, not a curated record. Lineage: Eukaryota; Metazoa; Annelida; Clitellata; Rhynchobdellida; Glossiphoniidae. The transcript has 6 exons. Gene Ontology annotation, biological process: proteolysis.